This is a messenger RNA of Diaporthe amygdali, 930 nucleotides long. RefSeq lists its product as uncharacterized. Lineage: Eukaryota; Fungi; Ascomycota; Sordariomycetes; Diaporthales; Diaporthaceae. The record is from RefSeq and is a predicted model, not a curated record. Gene Ontology annotation, cellular component: mitochondrion. The transcript is spliced from 6 exons. Bases 1 to 930 code for a protein of 309 amino acids.
AUGUUACUCGGACUUGGCGCACGGCCCGUCCUGCGAGGACUGCGCCAGACGAGCCUGCGCCCUCUUGUGGCACAGCAUCCCUACAGCACCUCGGGUGCCAUCACCACCGUGCCUCUGGUGUACGACCUCCACGAGCCAGCCAAGCCCGUCUCGGACAACCCGGACCGGACGUCUCCUAUUUUAUUUUUGCAUGGGCUAUUUGGGUCCAAGAAGAACAACCGCAGCAUAAGCAAAGCACUUGCGCGAGAUCUCGGUCGCUCUAUAUACGCUCUCGAUCUUCGUAACCAUGGCGACUCACCUCACGCCCCUCGUCAUGACUAUACAGCCAUGGCAGAGGAUGUCGGAGCCUUCAUUGAAGAGCAUAAUAUCGUAGAGCCAACCAUCAUAGGCCACUCGAUGGGCGCCAAAACAGCGAUGACGCUGGCCUUGCGCUCGCCGGGUAUGGUCAAGGACAUUGUCUCGGUGGAUAACGCACCCGUGGACGCCAUCUUGUCCACUGACUUUGCCAAAUACGUCCGGGGCAUGAAGAAGAUCGAGGAUGCGGGCGUGACUACGCAGAAGGCAGCUGAUGCGAUCAUGGCGGAGUUCGAAGAGUCCUUGCCCAUCCGCCAGUUCCUCCUGGGCAAUCUUUACACCCCAGAAGGGCAAAAGACCAAGAAGUUCCGCGUCCCUAUCGACAUCCUCGGCAAGGCCCUCGCGCACAUGGGUGACUUCCCCUACAAGGACCCCAGCAAGGUCCGGUUCGAGAAGCCGGCACUGUUCGUCCGCGGAACCAAGAGCAAGUAUGUCCCCGACGAGGUGCUGCCGGCGAUAGGCGAGUUCUUCCCGCGCUUCGAGGUUGCGGAUGUCGACGCGGGUCACUGGUUGAUUUCGGAGAAUCCGGAGGCAUUUAGACAAGCCACUGUACGAUUCCUUACUCCGGAGGAAUAG